Messenger RNA from Miscanthus lutarioriparius, 369 nucleotides. NCBI's taxonomy places the organism in Eukaryota, Viridiplantae, Streptophyta, Magnoliopsida, Poales, Poaceae. The record is from the annotation of a GenBank genome assembly.
AUGGGAAUUGAGUAUGAGCAACCACAUAUACUACAAGAUGGUACUGCUCAGGUGCCACUGAUACAUGGUGGUGCGCCUUUUCCCAGGACUCACCCAGAAGGUCCUUUUGGGAGGACAGUGGACAAGACAAAACCAUCAAAUCCAUUCUCAAUGGCUCAAAUUCCAAAUUUUCCUGAAGGACUGGCUUCUAGUGGUGCCCCCAUCGAGUUGCAAAAAAGUAUAUUGGGUGGAGCAAAUUUAUUUAAUCCUAGUUUUGGUUGGAACCAAAACCCACAAGUUCCAACCUUGAAUAAUUCUCAAGGUUCUAUUCCCCAUUUAGUGAGGUCUGGAGUUACUAUCGAAGGAAGGAUGGCAACAGAAGUUGAAUGA